This is a messenger RNA of Penicillium chermesinum, 1026 nucleotides long. RefSeq names its product putative mitochondrial carrier protein (Rim2). Gene Ontology annotation, cellular component: mitochondrion. Gene Ontology annotation, biological process: pyrimidine nucleotide import into mitochondrion. Gene Ontology annotation, molecular function: pyrimidine nucleotide transmembrane transporter activity. The transcript is spliced from 3 exons. The coding region runs from base 1 to 1026 and encodes 341 amino acids. The record is from RefSeq and is a predicted model, not a curated record. NCBI's taxonomy places the organism in Eukaryota, Fungi, Ascomycota, Eurotiomycetes, Eurotiales, Aspergillaceae.
AUGCAGCAAGGUCAUAAGAUGCACAGCGAACAUGUCCAACAGAGCGUCCCGUCGAGGGUCUCUCAUGCGCCCCCUAAAAAGGCCGUCGAUCCUCUAGUACAUCUAUUAGCUGGCGCAAUUGGUGGCUUUGCCACUGCGAUUGUAACCUCACCACUUGAUGUUCUAAGAACGCGCCUUCAAUCCGACUUCUACCAAUCCAGCUCCCGAUCUUCGUCCUCAACCGCCAUCCCAUCAAACACAAACCACAAGACCCUGCGAAUAAUUGGCAAUAUCUACAAAGCCGAAGGCUGGCGGACAUUCUUCCGCGGCCUCGGCCCCAGCCUCGCAGGCGUAGUCCCCGCCUCCGCAAUCAAAUUUUACGUCUACGGCAACUGCAAGCGUCUCGGCGCCCACGUCCUCAGCCUCCCCGACGACUCGACCAUCGUCCACGCUCAAGCAGCCAUCAUUGGUGGCUUCGCAACCGCCACAGCAACUAACCCCAUCUGGCUCGUGAAGACCCGGCUACAGCUUGACCGUGCCCAGUCCACAACCGGAACCCGCCGCUACCGCAACAGCCUCGACUGUGUGCAGCAGGUCCUGCGCCAGGAAGGCAUCAGAGGCCUGUACAGGGGUCUUAGUGCUAGCUACCUCGGCUCCGCCGAGACAGCGCUCCAUCUGGUCUUGUACGAGCGACUGAAGACCAUUCUGGCGAAUUCUCUCGGAUCGCCGGAUGGCAAGGAUACGGCUACCCAAAAGGAGAUUACGAGCUGGAUUAGUACGACAGGUGCGGCGGGCUCGGCCAAAUUUGCUGCGGCUCUCAUCGCAUAUCCGCAUGAGGUUAUUCGAACGAGAUUGCGUCAAGCGCCGAUGGAAAAUGGCCGCCCCAAGUACACCGGCUUAUUGCAAUGCUUCAAGCUGAUUGCGAAGGAGGAAGGAAUGGCUGGUCUUUAUGGAGGAUUGAUGCCGCACAUGGCACGUUCGAUCCCGUCGGCCAUCAUCACACUGGGAGUUUACGAGUUUGUCCUACGGGUUUCGGGUGCGUCGUGA